Molecule: messenger RNA, 1911 nt
Organism: Trichoderma citrinoviride
Lineage: Eukaryota; Fungi; Ascomycota; Sordariomycetes; Hypocreales; Hypocreaceae
Product: FAD/NAD(P)-binding domain-containing protein
Exons: 2
Coding region: 1-1911 (636 amino acids)
Molecular function (GO): monooxygenase activity; flavin adenine dinucleotide binding
Source: RefSeq, a predicted model, not a curated record
AUGGCUACUGCUACUCCGCUCCACAGCCAGCUGCCAACCUGCGAGCGUUCAGCUCCUGGAUCAAUCAAUAUUCGCCCAGCUGAGUUUCCCAAAACUGCGUCUCCUCCAUCUCCCGACCUCGAUCCCAACAGGACUGCUCUGCAAUUGGUCAAUGUUUUGAACGAAUCACUCGCAAAGGGAGACUACGAAGCUGCCUCGAAACUCUUCGUCGAUCAAGGCUUCUGGCGAGAUCACUUGGCCUUGACGUGGGAGUUUCACACAACUCAAGGACCCGAAGCUAUUCGCGGUCUUCUGGAAUCGAGUUCUCAAUCCAGGGACGGCUUUCGCUUGAAAGAGAUCACCCUCAACACGAGCUCUGCCUUGCGGUCACCUCGAGUUGCGCCUCUGGAUGGAGAAGGCAAGGUUACGGGGAUCAUCUUCUUCAUUAACUUCAAAACGGCGAUUGGAUCUGGCGGAGGCGUGGCCAAGAUUGUGAACGACAAUGGAACCUGGAAAUUCUUCUCCCUCUACACAGCACUUCAGGAGCUCACUGGCCACGAGGAGCAGAUCAAUGGCAGACGACCCCGUGGAGUCGAGCACGGAGAGAAGCCAGGCCGGCAGAACUGGGCGCAAAGAAGAGAGAAAGAGACCCAGUACCAGGAUGCUGAUCCAACUGUUUUGAUUAUUGGUGCUGGUCAAUCCGGACUGACAGCAGCGGCCAGACUCAAGAUGAUUGGCGUCGAUGCCUUGAUCGUCGAUCGACAUGCGAGAGUCGGAGACAGCUGGAGAAAGCGAUACGAUCAGCUGGUGCUCCACGAUCCUGUCUGGUACGAUCACAUGCCGUAUCUUCCAUUCCCGCCGCAUUGGCCCAUCUUCACGCCAAAGGACAAGCUGGCGCAGUUCUUCGAAGCCUACGUCAGCUUGCUUGAACUCAACGUGUGGACUAGUGCCACAGUUGAAGAACCUUCUUGGAACGAGGCAAAAGGCAGUUGGACUGUAAAAGUCCUCCGACGACAGGAAGAUGGCUCGGUAGAGACUCGUACCCUGCAUCCACGACACAUCAUCCAAGCUACAGGCCAUUCCGGCUUCAAGUAUGUGCCGCCAAUCAAGGGAAUCGACUCAUUCCAAGGCGACCGCAUCUGCCACUCUUCAGAGUUCCCAGGGGCUCAGGAGGAGGGCCGAGGCAAGAAGGCGGUCAUAGUCGGAUCGUGCAAUUCGGCCCACGACAUUGCGCAGGACUACGUCGAAAAGGGCUACGACGUCACAAUGGUUCAGCGCUCGAGCACCUUUGUCGCCAGUUCCAAAUCCAUUACUGACAUUGCUCUGCGCGCCUACGCAGAAGACGGACCCCCUGUGGAAGACGUUGAUCUUCUGACCCAGAGCAACCCCAUUUCUGUGCUAAAGGCACUUCAGAUCACCGUGGCUCGAAAACAGGCAGAGAAUGACCGCGAUCUCCUCGAGGGCCUCGCACGCGCAGGCUUUAAUGUGGAUUCUGGGCCGGGUGGAUCCGGCCUCUUCUUCAAGUAUUUCCAGCUGGGAGGAGGAUAUUAUAUUGACGUCGGUGCCUCUAAGCUCAUUGUCGACGGCAAGAUCAAGGUCAAGUCCGGUCAGGAGGUGGCAGAAAUCCUGCCCCAUGGCUUGCGCCUCGCAGAUGGCAGUGAACUGGAGGCAGACGAGAUCAUUCUGGCAACAGGAUACGGAAACAUGCGAGAGGUGACGAGAAAGAUGUUUGGGGAUGCGGUUGCAGACAAGAUACAAGAUAUCUGGGGCAUCGGCCAGGGAGGAGAGCUUCGCACUAUCUGGCAGCAGAGCGGACAACCUGGCCUCUGGUACCACGGAGGCAAUCUGGCGCUGUGUAGAUAUUUCUCGAGGGCAUUGGCGCUGCAGAUCAAGGGCAUUGAGGAAGGGCUAUAUCGGUAUGGUGAGAAAUAG